Dendroctonus ponderosae (mountain pine beetle) is the source of this 912-nucleotide messenger RNA. Its product is annotated as inactive pancreatic lipase-related protein 1-like. The coding region runs from base 46 to 876 and encodes 276 amino acids. Gene Ontology annotation, molecular function: lipase activity. The transcript has 6 exons. Lineage: Eukaryota; Metazoa; Arthropoda; Insecta; Coleoptera; Curculionidae. The record is from RefSeq and is a predicted model, not a curated record.
AACAUAUUUGUAGGAUUAGAUCCAAGUGGUCGUCGAUUCGAUGGUAUGCCCAGCCCAGUACGACUAGACCACACAGACGCCGAAUAUGUCGAAGUUUUACACACAGAUGCGAUGGAUUAUACCAGCCAAGGGGCUAAAGACAUCUUGGGACACACAGACUUCUUCAUCAACAACGCGGAGGCUCAGCCAGGAUGUCCAGUGGACCAAACGAGUUACGACUUGCUAGCCCUCACAAGAGCCAUGUUGAACCAGGGCGAGGUCAUGCCAGGCUGCAGUCAUAAAAGGGCCUAUAAGUACUAUAUUGAGUCGCUGGAGAUUGAGGAAUGCACUUUUUUGGGCAUCAAGUGCCAAAGCUAUGCGGAUUUCAGGCAGGGCAAAUGCACAACGUGUGGCCACAACUGCAGGACCUUUGGAUUGGUCUCCUACUCAGAGCCUAACAAUGGCUCCUAUUUCCUCCAGACCGACUCGACGAAGCCCUACUGCUUGUUUCAGUACAGGGUGAAUGUGUCGAUCAAAGGGACCAAGUCCACCUUCUUUGGCUCUUUUGAAUUCUUCCUAAUCGAUAAGUUCCAUUUUAUCACCACGUCCUCCAUGAUGGAGCCCAGGGAAUUCCUUGCUGGGGAAAGCAACAGUUUUGUUUUCUAUUCGGGGGUGCCGGAAAUGGCCAGGAUCAUCAACGCGAAAAUUGGCUGGAAGGAGAAGCCAAACGCCUUCUGCUUCGUCCACUGCAAGCAGGCCAUUGAUGUGGAGAGAGUCACCAUACAGAGCAUCAACAGCAACACGAAAUAUUCUCAGCAGGUUUCUCUCUGUCCAAAGGACGGGAUGACGGAAAUUCAGAACGGGGAUUUCCAAGAGUUCGAGGUGUGCAAGAAAUGAGUUUAUUUUCCACUAAGUCGUAAAGUAAUAUACAAU